GGUUACGGUCGGGUCUACCUUUCUCUCACAGCUAUAAUACUACUACUGCUCUCGUCCCCACCCACCUUAGAGCUCAUUCAUGGCUUCUCAAUACUCUGUUUUUUCUCUUCCUUUGUUUCUUCACAUACCCACCACUCCCUUCCCUCCAAAGCUGAUUCUUCUUAGACACUCUUUCUCUUGGUUUGUUUUUUAGCUUUGUUUUGCUACGUUCGGUGGUACUGUUUUUUUUUUUUAUGGUUUCUCUGUUUGGGAGUGAUACUAGUGAAGGCAUGAAAGAGGGGGUAACUCUCAAGCUCACUCUCAUCAAUAUCAUUCUUGUGGAAGUGUUUCUGUUGGCUCUAUGUUGCCAUGAAUCUCGCUGCAGCGAGUUAAAUCAUAUUAAAGAUCUUGUUUUAGUGGAUAAAAAAAGGGAUGCUGUUCUUCCCGAGAUCUCUCCCAGUGGGUCUCCUCGGCCUUUUCUGCCUCUUCUUGCACCGUCACCAUUGGUACCCUUCACAAAUACCACUGUCCCAAAAUUAUCAGGUGUGUGCAUGUUGAACUUCACUGCUGCUGAAAGCUUGAUGAGUGUAACAGCAAUAGAUUGUUGGUCAGCAUUUGCACCCUUUCUGGCGAAUGUAAUUUGUUGUCCACAACUGGAAGCCACCCUUGCAAUUCUCAUUGGUCAAUCAAGCAAAGAAACCAAUGUGCUUGCUUUAAAUGGUACCCAUGCCGAACCUUGUCUCUCGGAUAUUGAGCAGAUUUUGGUAGGCCAGGGUGCAAAUGAUAGCCUCGCACAGAUAUGCUCAGUUCACGGUUCAAAUCUCACUCAAGCAUCAUGCCCGGUCAAAGAUGUUAAUGAGUUUGAGACCAUUGUUGAUACAUCUAAGCUUCUGGCAGCUUGUAAAGAGAUUGAUCCUGUAAAAGAAUGUUGUGCCCAAAUUUGUCAGGGCGCAAUAUUAGAAGCUGCUACGAGGGUUGCUUCGAAAUCUUCCGAGCUUAUGAGCAUGGAUGGGCCCCACAUCUUACCUCGGCAUUCUACUAGGGUAAAUGAUUGUAAAAGUAUUGUCCUCCGUUGGCUGGCUAGUAAACUUGAUCCUUCUCAUGCGAAGAAAGUUCUGAGAGGACUAUCGAACUGCAAUGUAAAUAAAGUUUGCCCCCUGGUUUUCCCUGACAUGAGGAAUGUAGCAACGGGCUGUGGGGAUGGGAUGAGUAACCAGACAACAUGCUGUAGGGCCAUGGAAAGCUACGUGUCCCACUUGCAAAAGCAGAUUUUUAUAACCAACUUGCAAGCUUUGGAUUGUGCUACAUCAUUGGGAACAAAGUUAAGAAAAUCAGGAAUUAACAAAGAUGUGUAUAGUCUUUGCCAUAUAAGCCUCAAGGAUUUCUCCCUCCAAGUUGGAAAUCAAGAGGCUGGAUGUCUUUUGCCAAGCAUGCCGUCUGAUGCAACUUUUGACACGUCUUCAGGAGUAAGCUUCCUUUGUGAUCUUAAUGACAACAUCCCAGCUCCCUGGCCCACAACAUCUAAAGUGCCAGCUUCAUCAUGCAAUAAAACUGUCAAAAUUCCUGCACUUCCAGCAGUGGCAUCUGCUCAAAGUGGAUUUCAUACAGAUAAUGUCAUGCAUUUUCUACUUUUUGCUUCCUCGAUGGUCCUCAUAAUGGUCGUGUGAUUUUAAGAAGCUUUUUCAUGCACAUUGCACGGAGUCAGUCCUUGGAAGAGCAAAGGAAAAAUAGAUGAAGGCCAACUGCAUACAAUCCUGGUUCCUGAAUAGAAAACUAUUUAUCUAUUGGGUAGAGAAUCUCUAUUUUAGAUACUAAUAGAAUUGUGUUUAUGAGCAUAUAAGUGAUUCUUGAUUCUUGCUUGCUGGUUUAAUAAGUUUUUGUAGAGGAAGUAGUCGGGAAACGGGGAAAGUGAUGUUAUAUUUCUCAAUACCGAGCUGAUUGCCUUAUAAAUUUAGGUUGUAUCUGUUGUAACAUGGCUAAUGUGACGAGAACAUCAACACCACUCGCCAAGUGUAAUGUUAUGCUUCGUUCUAAAUUUUGUCAUCUGAA
Molecule: messenger RNA, 2028 nt
Organism: Juglans regia (Persian walnut)
Lineage: Eukaryota; Viridiplantae; Streptophyta; Magnoliopsida; Fagales; Juglandaceae
Exons: 8
Coding region: 234-1646 (470 amino acids)
Cellular component (GO): plasma membrane
Source: RefSeq, a predicted model, not a curated record